AUGGAAAAACUAUUCAGGAACCAGAAGUUGAAUGUUAGUGUGAGAGCUGUAGAGAGUGGUGAGGAUGUACUGUUUUAUGCAAAAGAUGUGGCAGAAUCUCUAGGGUACGCUGACCCAAAAAAGGCAGUCCAGAAAUUAGUUAGGAAACAAAAUAAGGUGAGUGUAUACGAGUUACGCAAGAGGGGCGAAUCGCCCCUCUUACAGAAGUGUCACCCACAGACAAUCUUACUUUUUGAACCUGGUUUGUACCAGCUAAUAUGUAGCUCAAGACUUCCAAUAGCAGAGGACUUCCAGGAUUGGGUAUUUAGGGAAGUCCUUCCAUCUAUCCGCAAGACGGGCUCGUACGAAUUACCAGAUAGAAGGUCACUCAGAUAUAACCAAAUGAUCCUUAUAAACGAAACGGACCUUCAUCAUACUAUUGUGAGUUACAUUAGAGAUAACUACCCAGAGGCUGUAAUAGUACCUGGUCUAGGUGAGUACCAGGAUACUAUGUCAAAGAGAUGUGACGCUUGGAAGAAGGGAUACAAAGGUGGUCAGCCGGAUCUUAUUAUAGAGAAUCCUAUGGGGAAGUACAAAGGAUUUGCCAUUGAAUUCAAGUCUCCUAAGGGCACUGGGGUUGCGAGCGAGAAGCAGGUAGUAUGGCUUCGUAAGCUUAUGGAAAUAGGGUAUAUGGUAAUGAUAUCCGACGACUUGGUAAAAACUUGUAUUAGAAUUAACGAGUACUUCUCACUUAAGAAAACCGUAAGAAAAGUUGCAGUGAAAAUUACCGCUAGUGGUGUGAAGACUUACAGGCCAAGGUUCAAAUCAGAUAAGUACUAG
Molecule: messenger RNA, 819 nt
Organism: Paramuricea clavata
Lineage: Eukaryota; Metazoa; Cnidaria; Anthozoa; Malacalcyonacea; Plexauridae
Source: the annotation of a GenBank genome assembly